ACCACCAUCCUCACCCCCAACCCCACUCCCCCCACCACCACCACCAUCACCACCACCACCACCAACUCUCGUCCUCUCUCCCUCGCUUCUCGCCCCCUCCCUUCUCUGCCUCCUCUUCUGCGGGAACCAUGGCGAUGGCUGCCACCGCCUCCUCCUCUCCCUCAUCCUCGUCUUCCCCCAACGGCAGCGCCCGGGAGCACCUGCUGGCGGUGCGUCGGCGCACCCCGCACACUCGGCCAUACACGAUUGGUCCGGACAACCUGCGCAGUCUGUCGGUGCAGGGCGGGAGCUCCACCUCUUCGUCCUCCUCUGCUAUGUCAUCAGGGAGUCAAUCAGAAACGGCAGGGGUGGGACUCCAGAGGGCCAACAGCGACACAGACCUGGUGACAUCAGACAGCCGCUCAUCACUCACGGCGUCUACGUACCAGUUGACUUUAGGCCACAGCCACCUGGUGAUUUCCUGGGACAUCAAGGAGGAAGUGGAUGCCACCGACUGGAUCGGCCUGUACCACAUCGAUGAGACGUGUGUGGCCAACGUUUGGGACUCCAAGAAUCGUGGCGUGAAUGGCACCCAGAGAGGACAGAUCGUGUGGAGACUAGAGCCGGAACCCAACUUCAUGGAGCCGGAGACUAAGAUCUGCUUUAAAUACUAUCAUGGUGUAAGUGGAGCAUUAAGAGCAACAACACCUUGUAUCACAGUCAAGAACCCUGGAGUACCGGUGGGCAGUGAAGGCCAAGUCGAGGACCAAUCAGGGACUGAACACUGUCGGAAACUAGUCAGCUUCACCUUAUCAGACAUGCGAGCAGUGGGUUUGAAGAAGGGCAUGUUCUUCAACCCUGACCCCUACCUGAAGAUGUCAAUCCAGCCUGGGAAAAGAAGCGGCCUCCCCAAGUUCACCCACCACGGCCAGGAGAGACGCUCCUCCAUCAUAGCUAACACCACCAACCCUGUGUGGCAUGGGGAGAAAUACACCUUUGUGGCUCUGAUGACUGACGUGUUGGAGAUCGAGGUGAAGGAUAAGUUUGCCAAGAGCCGACCAAUCAUCAAGAGGUUUCUAGGUCAGCUGAUCCUCCCUGUGCAGAGACUUCUAGAGGGGCCGACAGCUGACGAUCAGCCAGUCAGCUACAGCCUGUGUCGUCGUCUCCCUACGGACCAUGUGAGUGGGCAGCUUCAGUUCAGAGUGGAUAUCACCUCCACUGGACAUGAAGAAGCCUCCCCAGAUGCUGUGGGCACCAUCCUAGGCAGCUCAGUGAACGGUGACCCUGGAAGUCCCUCAGACGAUGAAGACCUCCCUCACCCAUCCUCCUCCUCGCGCGUUGCAUACGGGCCUUCUCCCACAGGAUCGGACGAGGGCUCCCUGUUAGUUAAUGGUGCUUGUUACUAUGGCGAUGACAGUGUGUGGCGGGAGCCUGGGCAGAUGGCAGAGGAAGAUCUGCUUGCUAUGGCUCUGGGCGGCCACACUCACCGGCAGGUGUCACUCAAUGAUUACCUGGAUGCCAUUGAGGCUCCCAGGAGCCCCGGGGACCGGCCUCUUGCGGGGCCUUCGCCGAAACUCCGUUCUAGCUUUCCAACAGACACACGGCUCAAUGCCAUGCUGCACAUAGACUCAGAUGAGGAUGAGGAGACAGCAGGGCAGCACAGGGAGCAAACACAGGAGACGAGGACACAGCAGAGCAUAGACUCAGCCUCAUCGAGGAACUUGGCUACAUCGGAGUCUCAACAAGGGAACAAGGGUUCAAAAGAGGAGCCGCAGGGCCAGACUGGAGCUGGGACUGGGACUGGGACUGGAGCUGGGACUGGAGCCACAACAGAGGCAGGUUCCUCUGCCAGUGCUCAGCCUGGAACGACGCCUGCAGGGGCCGAAUCUGGAGCUGGAGCUGCUGAAAGUGCAGUCCAAACACAGGAAGGAACACCAGCUGCUGCUGCUGAGACUGAAGCUGGGCUUGGAGAAGCUGCUGGAGCAUCAGCUGAGGCUGCACACAUCACUGGAGAACCCUCCACAGCUUCCAGCUCAUCUCAGGCAUCAGGGGCUGAGGCAGCUGCGGCAGCUGGGCCCAUGGAGUCUGUGGGGGAAUGUACCUGUCAGGAGCAGAGUAGCAGAACAGGUGCAAACCAGGAAGUAUCCCUCACUCCCUCACUUGGUCCACUUUCACCCAUUCAGGAGGUGGAGACAAGAAAAGAAGUGGCUCCUAAGGCAGAGGAGGAAGGGGAGUCAUCAAGCAGUGAGGCCAACGGACCAUCAGCAGCAGCUGGUGCAUCUACGAGCAGCAUCAUAGCUGACCAGGGAGGAGGGACCUCCGAAGUUGGAGCAAGAGCCAGGAGUCAGGAGGAGGAGGAUGGGGAGGUGUGGAGGAGGAGGCAGUCAAUGCAAGCUUCCGGAGGUGUGGCCCAAAACCAGGAGGCGUGCGCAGCCAGAGAGAGUCAGAACGGGGCAGUGGGGGUGGAGAGAGAGACAGGUGCCACAGCUCAGGUCAAUGGCCACCAGUCUGUUCGCUCCCUGCCAUCUGUGCGCCAUGACAUCAGUCGUUACCAGAGAGUGGACGAGCCGCUACCACCUAACUGGGAGGCUCGUAUCGACAGCCACGGUCGGAUCUUUUACGUGGACCACGUGAACAGAACCACAACAUGGCAGCGUCCCACCGCUCCCCCCGCCCCACAGACCCUCCAGAGGUCCAACUCCAUACAGCAGAUGGAGCAGCUGAACCGCAGGUAUCAGAGUAUACGUAGGACGAUAACCAAUGACAGCAGACCAGAGGAGCAGCCAGCCAAUGAGCUGCCAACAGAUGAGACUGACAUGCACCCCUCCAUCCCAGAGUUCCGUCGGGACAACAGUGUAUCUCAGUCCAGCUCCAGGUCUCGUCUCACCCUCCUGCUUCAGUCCCCCAGCGCAAAGUUCCUCACCAGCCCCGACUUCUUCACUGUGCUGCAUUCCAACCCUAGUGCCUACCGUAUGUUCACCACCAACACGUGUCUGAAGCAUAUGAUCAGUAAGGUUCGUCGGGAUGCUCACCACUUUGAGCGCUACCAGCACAACAGGGACCUGGUGGCCUUCCUCAACAUGUUCGCCAACAAACAGCUGGAGCUGCCCAGAGGCUGGGAGAUGAAGCACGACCACACCGGCAAGCCUUUCUUCGUGGACCAUAACUGCCGUGCGACGACCUUCAUUGACCCCCGGCUGCCUCUCCAGAGCACUCGGCCCCCGAGCCUCCUGGCUCACCGCCAACACCUGACUCGCCAACGCAGCCACAGUGCUGGGGAGGUCAGCCCACGGCGACUGGUGGGUGAAGACCCUCGUCAUGCCGGUCCACCCGUCCUGCCGCGGCCUUCCAGCACCUUCACCUCUGCCAGCAGGGGGCAGUGCCAAGACGUUGUGCCAGUGGCUUACAACGAUAAGAUUGUGGCGUUUCUUCGACAACCAAACAUCUUUGAGAUUUUGCAGGAGAGACAGUCUGACCUCAGCAGGAACCAUUCACUCAGGGAGAAGGUGCAGCUGAUACGCACAGAUGGAGGGUCAGGAUUGGCCAGGUUGUCAGGUGACGCUGACCUUGUCAUGCUGCUAAGUCUGUUUGAAGAUGAAGUAAUGUCCUACGUGCCUCCUCACGCCUUACUUCACCCCAGCUACUGCCAGUCACCGCGGGGAUCACCUGUCUCCUCCCCACAGAACUCGCCUGGUACUCAGAGAGCAAAUGCCAGAGCUCCAGCACCCUACAAAAGAGACUUUGAGGCCAAACUGCGCAACUUCUACAGGAAACUGGAAACUAAAGGCUACGGCCAAGGACCAGGGAAGCUAAAGUUGAUCAUCCGUCGGGACCAUCUGCUGGAAGAUGCCUUCAACCAGAUCAUGUGCUAUUCCCGUAAAGACCUGCAGCGCAGCAAGCUUUACGUCAGCUUUGUUGGGGAGGAGGGGUUGGACUACAGCGGGCCUUCCAGAGAGUUCUUCUUCUUGGUUUCCAGGGAGCUCUUCAACCCUUAUUAUGGUCUGUUUGAGUACUCUGCCAACGACACCUACACCGUCCAGAUAAGCCCCAUGUCUGCCUUCGUAGACAAUCACCAUGAAUGGUUCCGGUUCAGUGGUCGCAUUCUCGGUUUGGCUCUGAUCCAUCAGUACCUACUGGAUGCCUUUUUCACCAGACCCUUCUACAAAGGCCUACUGCGCAUUCCCUGUGACCUGAGUGACCUGGAGUACCUGGAUGAGGAGUUUCACCAGUCCCUUCAGUGGAUGAAGGACAACGACAUAGAGGACAUGUUAGACCUCACCUUCACCGUCAACGAGGAAGUCUUUGGACAGAUAACAGAAAGGGAGCUCAAACCCGGUGGAGCCAACAUCCCUGUGUCAGAGAAGAACAAAAAGGAAUACAUUGAGCGGAUGGUGAAGUGGAGGAUAGAGAGAGGAGUGGUGCAGCAGACUGACAGCCUGGUUAGAGGUUUCUACGAGGUAGUGGAUGCCAGGCUAGUGUCAGUGUUUGAUGCAAGGGAGCUGGAGCUGGUGAUCGCUGGCACAGCUGAGAUUGACUUAUCAGACUGGAGGAACAACACCGAGUACAGAGGAGGUUACCAUGACAACCAUAUUGUGAUCCGGUGGUUCUGGGCAGCAGUGGAGAGGUUCAACAAUGAACAGAGACUACGACUCCUGCAGUUUGUGACUGGGACAUCCAGUAUUCCAUACGAAGGCUUUGCUUCUCUGCGAGGCAGCAACGGGCCUCGCAGGUUUUGUGUGGAGAAGUGGGGGAAGGUCACCGCGCUGCCCAGAGCUCAUACUUGUUUCAACCGGCUGGACCUGCCACCAUACCCGUCCUUCUCAAUGCUGUAUGAGAAGAUGCUGACGGCUGUGGAGGAGACCAGCACCUUUGGGCUGGAAUGAUCCUCGCCAACCCAAAUCUCAGCUGACCUCUGUCUACCCCUCAAGGACUGCUGGUAGUAGUGACGAGAAGUAGCUAUGAUGGACAAAGGUUCAAAAAACUGGAUUUAAAGUCCAAGUUAUGGUUUAUGUUUAAUUUAUAUUGGGCUGAAUUUUAUAUCAGAGGCUGAUAAGACCUUUGAUCCAUGAAGCUGCACUCUGGCCUUUUGAAAUGCCCUAUGUACAGAGGUAAACACUUUUUUUUUUUGCCGCACCUGCACGUAUUUCACACCUACUUAGUAACACACGCUUUUACCUGUGUGAUUUGACAAAUGAAAACCCACACUGCCUUUGGGACCAGAAUCAUAACUGCCGGGAUUUGACCAUGUGGAUACUGGAGUGUUGUUUUUUUUGUUGUUGUUGUUGUUGUUGUUGUUUUUGUUUUGUUUUUUUGGUUACUUUCUCUUUGAUACCAGAGGAUUAGAGUAUAAGGCUACACAUCAAAGAAAAAGCGAUCACUGCCUUCACCGCAAAAGCUGAGUGGACUCAGCGUCUUUAUUCUGGUGUUGAUGGACCUCAGAUCAUACGGCCUGUCCAGUGACAACCCCAUUGUAGUACAGCGCCUCCCUGUGGCCUGUAGAAGUAACUGCACCCAUGUAGGCAUUUGUCAAAGCCUUUUGAGGACCGCCUGAUGUAACUUUUGGUAAAGUUUAUGGAAUUUUCUUCUACAGCCAGUUUUGGAGUCCAGACAGAAGCUUUGCUAUUGUUACAGUAUUUUCAUCUCAAAGAAGAACAAAAAAGUGAUUUUCUAACGAUGUGGCAGUGACAUAUUGUGAUUUGAAUGUAACUUAAUGAUGUAGAUUGUGUGGGAAGUGAUUAUGCACCAGAUCUCGAUUAAUUGGCAAAAAAAUAUUUGGUCCCCCCACUCACGUUAUCAAUGUGUUGAUGGUAAGUAAUUAACAUACAGUAUGUAACCAUAUCCAUUUACUUUGAUUGUAUUUGAUUGAUUUACUUUGACCCAGGUCUGUUUUUUAAAGUUUGCUAAAAGUCAUCUACAUUCAACAGGUGGAGAUUGAAAGUAAACUGUUUAUCCAAAUGGAUAAAGUAAAUUGAAUGUCCACCCACCAGUGGCGGAUCUGGAAAACUUCUGGCAAAGGGGUGGCAUGGGAGGGUGGUGCGUCCCCACAUAAAAAUACAAGCUACUUCUGCAAGUUAAGCUAAAAGUUUAACUAUGACAAAACUAAAUUAUCAGUCACAUAGGCCUAAAGGAUAACUUAUAAUGAUAUAAUGGUAUAGCAUGACUAUAACACCAUCUUAUUUAUUAGCAAACCCUCCAUCAGUUAACCAUUAGUUAGCUCAAGUGCAAAUGAAAAAAUAAGAAUACAUUUACAGCAGAAUAGACGUAGUUUCAUCUAUCUUUUGAUUAUGAUUCUUAGGUAUUCAAUAUUUGAGUUGUGUACUCAAAUUAUGACUAGGAUAACUCAUAAGUUCUUACAAUUAAAUUUGUAGUCGUCCUUUUUCGCAAAUCUUGUAACAGCAGUGGAUACAGGAGUCGAGCUAUCGCUAUCACAAAAACAGAACAGAAUAGAGGUUUUCCCAAGGCUCCAUCAUCCAGUUGGAUGAGAUCCAUGUACUUUAUGGCAUUUAGCUAUGCCAUGUGUAUCAUGUCCUGGACACCAGAGAGGUUCCUUCAAUUUUUGCGAUACCAAACGUCUUUUUUUUUGUGGCAACUCUGCAUGAGGGUUUUAGGUCACCAAACUAAUGUGAUUUUUUUUUCUUUUGCCAAUACCAUGGCAACAUACGAUAAAGUAUUAGGCUAAUGCCUGUGCUGAAUUAGCCAAAGUUAGAAGUUGAACUGCUCGCUGUAAGUAUCGAGAUUUAAUAUCAGCACAUGCAGAAUUCAGGUAUAUGUGUAUGUAUAACGAGCAUACUGUUCUGGUCACCAGAAAUAAGAGAAAAAACAAGAAGAGGAGGAAAAAUGACACUAGGGGGUGUAGGGGGGCAUCAAUAGGCUUCUUUGCUCGGGGUCCCCCCAGAGUCUAAGGUCAACACCGGUAACAAUCUGCUCAUCAUGUCCCACAAGAAUCAUGUAAUUUAGGCAGCUGUGUGAAGCCUGCAGCUACAGGUUGGCAUGUAAGGGCAUUAAGUUAAAACUGGAAACACGGUCUAGUGUAGGCUACAUCCUGCAUCAUGAGGCAGUGGAAAUGCAUGAGUGUGGGCAGAGUGGGUGCAGGAUGACUACUAUCAUUAGGAAACACUAGUUCCUUAAACACCUUAAAUACAAAACAUAUCUAGGUGUUGGUAUAUUUAUAUUUGUGUAUUUAUGAAAAUCAUCUUUUAAAAUCAUUUUAAUAUCAUAAUUUUUCCUUCAGCAAAGUGACAGUUGUUGACGAACACUCUCAAAGGGUCAGGGUUUUUCUGUCGUCGGUACAUUUCCAAGUGUCAGUGAAUCAAAAUAACUCAAGAUGAGUCAUCUUAUAGGGUAGAACCACUGCUAUGCAAGAGGCUGUAUUUUAUUUAAAUCUUAGCUACACACCCCUGUAAUCAAAAGUUCUGCAAAAAAUUACACUUAACUAAAAAGUCAUCAGAAUAUUUUGGAUUAUAAUUAUGGAUUAAAGUGUGUGUACAUCACUUUACAGUAGGUGAGGCUAAUUUUAAAUACUAAUUCUAACUACUCCGGGUACUACUGGAGUGGCAACCCAAUUGUCACAAUGAAUGUUGGCAUUGCAUGUUUCUGCAACUCACGGUUACGUGACUUUUUACAUUAUUAUGUAAUGAAUACACUUUGAGUGGUUAGGUUUAGGCACACAAAAACACUUAAUUGAGUUUGGACAGCUCAGGGACAUCGAGGUGACUGAAUAUUACAUGAUUUUAUAAUUAUGAACAAUCUCCAUCGUCAGGGUGGUAGCUGCUCCCCCCAUGCCGCCCUCUAGAUCCGUCCCUGCCACAACCACCUCGAUCAGAACUGAAAAAUGUCCCCUAGCUGCUACAGCUGGUGUCAAAAACACAAUUUUGAUUUUAAGAUGCCGUUUAAAGUCCAGUUUAUUAUGCACUCAUAGAAAACAGAUCUUGAUAAAGUCCUGGAUCUACUGUUUUCUUUGUUUACACUUUUAAAGAAUGUGCUCUUAUCCAGAAUAUGAAGUUAUGAAUAUGAAGUUAACUCUUGGCUACAUUUUCAUGUGUGAAUUUAGUUCAAUUCAAAUGGGAUCAAAUAAUUGUCAUGAUGAAAAUAAUAAUAUAAUUUCCCUCACUGAAUGCACUGCCCUGUGUCCAUCUCAUCAGAAUGUACCAAAGUUUUGAGCCUUACCGGGCUGCUUCACAUCUAACCCCAACCCAGCCGACCACUCUUCUGUACAGUCCACCUCACUUUUGAAUAUGAAUGUUUGUCACCACUUCUCUCCUGAAAUAAAAUUUCAUCACUCUAUGCAA
Epinephelus lanceolatus (giant grouper) is the source of this 8267-nucleotide messenger RNA. RefSeq names its product HECT, C2 and WW domain containing E3 ubiquitin protein ligase 2b (gene hecw2b). Gene Ontology annotation, molecular function: protein binding; ubiquitin protein ligase activity. Gene Ontology annotation, biological process: protein ubiquitination; regulation of dendrite morphogenesis; ubiquitin-dependent protein catabolic process. The record is from RefSeq and is a predicted model, not a curated record. NCBI's taxonomy places the organism in Eukaryota, Metazoa, Chordata, Actinopteri, Perciformes, Serranidae. Gene Ontology annotation, cellular component: cytoplasm.